AUACAAACUAUACACAAUGUCGCCAACAACAGCUGACACUACAUCCACAUAUGACCUAGGUACUCGUGGUACCCACAACAUCGCCAAAGGAGGAAAGCACCCAUAUGCCCUCCCCAAAUUUACCGACAAAUCAGAAGAACGUAAAUGGGCCUUGCAACAUAUGGCCGGUGCAUUCAGAGUGUUUGCUCGUAAGGGAUAUACCGAAGGAACAGCAGGACACAUAUCUAUCCGUGAUCCCAUCGACCCCGACACCUUCUGGAUCAACCCCUUGGGCAAACACUUUGGACUUCUCAAAGCUAGCGAUAUGGUUCAUGUGGACGAAGACGGGAAUGUGUUGCCUGAUGGAAACCAAGCACCUAUUAAUGCGGCUGGGUUUGCCAUUCAUAGUGCAUUACACAAGGAGAGACCUGAUGUUAAUGCUGCAUGCCAUACCCAUUCAACAUACGGUAAGGCAUGGUCGGCCAUGGGUAAGGAAUUAGACAUGAUCAACCAAGACGUGUGCGCAUUCUACAAGAGUCAUUCUGUGUUUAGUGAUUUUGGUGGGGUUGCAUUAGAGGCAGCAGAAGGGAUCAAAAUUGCCAAGGCAAUUGGGGAUGGUAAAGCUGCGAUUUUACAAAACCACGGACUUUUAACCGUAGGUGGCACCGUUGACGCCGCAGCGUAUUUGUUCACAUUGUUAGAAAAGAGUUGUCAGGUGCAAUUAAGUGCACAAGCUGCGUUGUUACCGGGUGAAUCGCUCAAGAUUAUCGAGGAUAAAGUAGCAGAAUAUUGUGAGUACAAAGAUGCUGACCCUGAAACUUUGUAUACUGAAUUCCAGCCUGAUUUGGAGAUGGAAAUAUACUUGAAUGGUGAUUUCUUGUAGGUGUGUAGAGUAGCACGAUAUUAAUAAACAAGUUAUGAUGUA
Molecule: messenger RNA, 904 nt
Organism: Spathaspora passalidarum NRRL Y-27907
Lineage: Eukaryota; Fungi; Ascomycota; Pichiomycetes; Serinales; Debaryomycetaceae
Exons: 1
Coding region: 17-862 (281 amino acids)
Cellular component (GO): cytoskeleton
Molecular function (GO): actin filament binding
Source: RefSeq, a predicted model, not a curated record